CGUCAUUACCAUGGCAUUUUGGGAAAUGUAUUCAUACUGCUCGCUCUCUCUCGAUUUAACACAAGACAUCUGACUAAGAAAAAAUAAUAGUUGUAAUAUUUAGCGCAGUUUAAUUUGCAACCGUUAGAGGGACCUUAACAACCAUUUCCAGGGUAACCUCAAAGCUGGGGGUAAACGCUAGUUGUUUGCUGUGCAAAACAAAAGGCCCACAGCUGUCAGUUUUGGAUAUCUGACAAUGGAGACAAUAUAUCUCGAUAAAUCAGCUUUAAAAGCAGUGGAUGAGUAUUUGGAGUACAGAAGGAUUGUGGGUGAUGAUGAUGGAGGCAGACUGUUCACCCCAGAGCAAUAUGAGGAAUACAAGAGGACGGUGCUCCCACGACGCAUGAAAAACAGGCUGUAUGUGAGCUUUGGGAUGCCAGAAGGUAUCGACUGCAAACUCAUUGGUCCGGAGACACCGUGCUUCUGCACACAUAGGUACAAGCAACAUAAGACAGACUUUGAAGUGGUUCCCUCUGAGCGGCCCCUGGCCUUACCAUGCCAGGUCAGGGGAUGUCACUGUCCUUCAUACCAGUAUGUUCCUCGAAAUGGGCCAAACCCUGUCCGAUGCAGGUGUAAACACCUACCUCAGGAUCACAGUGAAGCUACUGGUCACUUGUGCAAGAAGUGCAGUUCCUGUUCUGGGUUCCAGAGCUCCUACACCUGUGGGUGUGGCCAGCCCAGCUCUGCCCAUCAGACCCGGGUUGAGACAAAACCUGAGAGGGAGGCGCGGGGUCUGCCAGUAGGUAGGGAUGUCCCAUAUUCUGCCAUGGGGGGGUUGACAGGGUUCAGCUCCCUAUUGGACGGCUAACUCGCACUGGAGGCCUGUGGUUUAGAUCAAGACAGAGAAGAAGGCUGACAGCAGAGAAGCUCAGCAUCAAGGAUUAACCAAAUGAAAUGCGACGUUCCUCUCAGAGUCCAUCUGUCAAACUGUUAUAUUAAAUAUUAGACAAUUAAGAUUUAGCAUAUCAAACAAUUCAUAUAUAUCUUCCCCUCUGUAACCUUUACUCUUGUCUAAAACUUAAAAACAUUUUGAUUGUUUCUCAAUCCUUUUUUUUCUUCAGUGAAGUGGCUGUCUUUUUCAAUGUUGUGACACUGUGACAUAAUCAGCUGUCAGCAACAGUAGUGAUUAAACUCCACCUCACGACUAAACAAUUAUCUGACAAUGUAUUGAUCCAAUCAGAGGUUUGAAUGUGGGGAACCAUCAGCAGCACCAUUACGGUGAUUCAGAUUUCAGAUUUUUAAGACUUCUAAGACCUGAGACCUGAUCACAGUUUGACAGAGCCUGAAUACAUCUGAAUACAAUUCAAGACGAAACACCUCCUUUAGGAAGUAAACCAUGGUUAGUAAUAACCAAACCUUAUUCAAUGAAAGAAAGAUGUGGUCAUGUCUGUCAUAAAAUUCAUAUUUGCUAGCUGAUACUCUAACCAACCCUUGUUCACUUUUAUUUAUUGCCGUUUUCUAAUGCCUCAUAUCUGCCAGUUGAU
This is a messenger RNA of Xiphias gladius (swordfish), 1523 nucleotides long. It is a transcript of the gene fam221a, whose product is annotated as family with sequence similarity 221 member A. NCBI's taxonomy places the organism in Eukaryota, Metazoa, Chordata, Actinopteri, Istiophoriformes, Xiphiidae. Bases 236 to 847 code for a protein of 203 amino acids. The record is from RefSeq and is a predicted model, not a curated record. The transcript is spliced from 7 exons.